Molecule: messenger RNA, 2223 nt
Organism: Bactrocera oleae (olive fruit fly)
Lineage: Eukaryota; Metazoa; Arthropoda; Insecta; Diptera; Tephritidae
Product: glycerol-3-phosphate phosphatase
Molecular function (GO): phosphatase activity
Source: RefSeq, a predicted model, not a curated record
UAUGUAUGUAUAAUAUAUACAAUACUGACUCAUAAUCGGCUAUGUAAGUAAAUAUAAGUACGUGCUACGGCGAAAACUUGUUUAUUCACAUGUCGGCAGUUGCUUAUCACAGAGACAUGACGACAGUUUUGCAUCAACUAGCGGCAUCGUUUCGGAAUAGUACGUAGUCUACGUUUAUUUAGUUAAAUAUGGACCCCAAGGCAUCGAUUGUUAUCGUGCUUAAUGCUUUAAUUUCCAUCGCAAUGCUUAAAAUACAUAGAUAUAAAUGUUAUUAUUGUUGUAGCGGUUGUAGUUGAAAAUAUUUCCAAAUAAUUGUGAGAAGUGUUGUUGAAUUCAUAGUUCGCCGGUUACAAUUUUCCUGCAGAAUAAAUAGAGACCACUCAGAGAACAACAAACCCACACUAAACUUUGGAAAAAUUAGACAUUAUUUGCGAAAAGUUAGAUCACAAUCUAUCUCAUACGUUAAGAAUAGAAAUUGCAAUAUACUACAUAUCUAUACCUGUAUGGGUUCUAAAUAUUGUUGGGGACUAAACACGAUCUACGAGUAUAAAGUUGCCUCGUGAAACGCGGGCAAGGCAUUUUAGACAUUGUAGAAGGCUAACCACGACCACAAAUCUCCCUCCACGGCACAAGUAACAGCUGUCAAAAAGACCAACCCCGAAGAAAAUAGUGUCUCAUUGAAAAUCACACGUCUAAAAAAACACCCGUUAUAAUAAUGAUAUAAGAGAAGUUCAAUACCUCUUCCAAUUGUUGUCAUAUUUACUCACAAUACUGUCUUCUUUACAUAAAAAAAUAAUAUGAUCAUAUUUAUCAGCGCCUCUCAACUGUUUCCAAUCUCACACAGAACCUCUUGAUUGUACUUUUCUUUACUUUAUACAAACUAAGAAAUAGAGAAGUAUAGAUUCAGCUUGUCUCUCAGCGAUUAGUUAUCAUUUCUUCUGUAACUGCUGUGGAUACUUUACGAACAUUUGUGGCACGUAAUUCAACGCUUGUGCUAGAGACCGUGUGGAUUGUUAAAAGUAAAGCCGAUAAAAAGUUCUUCGGUUCGUUAAAAAUUAUAUAAAAUAAUUACCAAAAUUACAAAAUAGUAAAAUAUGAACAAAAAUCAGCCUACGAAUUUGGCAGAGCUAACAAAAGCCGAAAUUGCUAAGUGGCUCAACGGCUUCGAUACGGUGCUCACGGAUUGUGAUGGCGUACUGUGGCAUGAAGGCGUCGCGAUAGAUCGUGUACCCGAAGCUGUAGCAUUACUAAAAUCGCUCGGCAAAGAAGUUUAUUUUGUUACAAAUAAUGGUGUCAAGACGGGUCGUGAAAUUUGGAAGACAGCUACGACGAUCGGUUACGAUAUAGACGAAUCUCGCAUUAUAGCGCCCAUACAGGCAAUUGCUGAGUAUCUACAGGCGCGUAAUUUUCGUAAGAAAGUCUAUAUAGUAGGCUCGGAAGCCAUACGCAACGGCCUAGCUGCGGCAGGUAUUGAAAGUUUCGGACCCGGUCCCGAAGUACUGCAGGGUACACUAAAUGACUAUCUUGCGCAGCAUGUGGCCACACAAGAGACUGAUGAUGUGGGUGCAGUUAUUGUAGGCUUUGAUGAACAUUUUACAUUCGCAAAAAUGUUGAAAGCCUCCAAUUAUAUUUGCUCGAAUUCGGAAUGUCUCUUCUUGACCACCAAUCUCGAUACAGUGCAUCGUUAUCCCGAAUUUCGUAUACCUGGUACUGGUGCGCUUUUGGCCGCCUUGGAAACGUGUGUGGAACGUAAAGCUUUGCAGUUUGGCAAACCGAAUGCGGAGAUUUGUCAGCAAUUGAUCACGUCGGGGAAAGUGCUGCCAGAACGUACGCUCAUGAUCGGAGAUGUUUGCAAGGUCGACGUCCUAUUUGGUCACAACUGCGGUUUCCAGACUUUGCUUGUGGGCACAGGCCAUAAUAGUGUGUAUGAAUUAAACGAGGUGCUGCAGAAUUCCAGCGAAAAUCCAGAAUUUAUACCCGAUUUCUACGUGCCUUCAUUGGGUGAUAUAACAAAGCUUAUUUAAGAAAACCGAGAUGAAUUUAUUAAAAGCAGAAUUAUGUAUAACCUUUUGUUUUGAUCUGCGCCCGCAAGAGAAAGUGGUCUCGAAAUUUUUCAGCGUCUGCUGAGAAGCAUUUUCUAUCAGUAUUUAUAUUUCUCUUUCUUGAUUUUGAAUUAUCCAGCUUAUGAAAAAUAUAUAAUAAAGACUUUAUUAUUGUUGAUAA